GCCGAGGCUGGCGUGGGUGAAGAAGGAGGAGGAAAGCCCUGUGGCUACCCCAGCAGAGCACCCUGAGGAGGUGGAGCAGUUCCAGCCCCUGCAGGAGGAUCCAGGACGGGACCAGACACAGGAGCAGGACCAUGGCCGUGGCCGCUUCUGCAGAGUUGAUCAGAGGGUGCGGAAAUCCAAGCCUGUGCGGCGUAGGAAGGCCAAGGCCUCAGCAACCAAGGUCAUGGCACAGCCUGAGCCUGACCCAACUGUGCUAAAGGCCAAGGCUGACCCCCAAGGGACUGAGGGCAUCGCAGACACUGACACAACACCCGCUCAGUGCCUGGCCGAUGAUCCCAGUGUGGAAUUUCUUUCUGAGGGACUCAUCUCUGCUCAAGUCAUCAUAAAGCCAGAGAGAAGCAUGGAGCAGAGACCCCCCAGGGUGCCCAAGCUGGCGUGGGUGAAGAAGGAGGAGGAAAGCCCUGGAUUCCCCCCGGUACAGCACCCUGAGGAGGUGGAGCAGUUCCAGCCCCUGCCGGAGGAUCCAGGACGAGACUGGACACAGGAGCAGGGCCGCACCCGUGGCCACUUCCGCAGAGCAUCACAGAGGGUGCGGAAAUCCAAGCCCGUGCGGCGUAGGAAGGCCAGGACCUCACCAGCCAAGGUCAUGGCACGGCCUGAGCCCAUCCCAACCGAGCUCAAGGCCAAGGCUGACAGUCCAAUGACUGAGGGCAUCGCAGCCACUGUCAGGACACCCAUUCAGAGCCUGCCCGAUGCUCCCAGUCCGGCCUUUCUUGAUGAGGGAGUUGUCCCUGCUCAAGUGCCUGCUGUGGUGAGGUCCAUCCACUGGUGGCUGAGCUCCAAUGUGUCUGCUGGGCACGUGCUGGAUAACACCAUUCUAGCACUGACCCAGGCACACCCCGCGGAUGUCGCCAUCAGCCUCCUGCGCUGUGCCCCCUCCUGUGACAGGUACGGGCCCCAGCUGCCUUGAGGGCUCAGGGCUCCCC
Neopelma chrysocephalum (saffron-crested tyrant-manakin) is the source of this 986-nucleotide messenger RNA. RefSeq lists its product as uncharacterized. The record is from RefSeq and is a predicted model, not a curated record. The coding region runs from base 224 to 970 and encodes 248 amino acids. Lineage: Eukaryota; Metazoa; Chordata; Aves; Passeriformes; Pipridae. The transcript has 7 exons.